Molecule: messenger RNA, 2055 nt
Organism: Etheostoma cragini (Arkansas darter)
Lineage: Eukaryota; Metazoa; Chordata; Actinopteri; Perciformes; Percidae
Gene: ccr12a
Product: chemokine (C-C motif) receptor 12a
Exons: 2
Coding region: 241-1329 (362 amino acids)
Biological process (GO): immune response; chemotaxis; G protein-coupled receptor signaling pathway
Cellular component (GO): membrane
Molecular function (GO): chemokine receptor activity
Source: RefSeq, a predicted model, not a curated record
AGUUUUCCAGAAGCUAGCCGUAGUCAGGAACACACACACACACACACAAACUCACACACACUACCACAACACAUUAGUAUGUUGUAGGACAGCCCCUUCAGCAGAUGCCUCUUUGUCACCUAAACUCUUGAGCUCAGUGAGCUGUGUGGAACCCUCCAGAGUCACUCGGUGCUUCCUUGUGCUCCUCAUUGUUCUCCUCUCACUGCGUUCCUGCAAACCUGCUCUGGUCAAAUCCCAGCCAUGAGUGACGGUGACUCAUAUCAGAACUUCAAGGACCUAUUCUAUCUCUACGGAGCCAAUGACACGACUGACCCAAGUUAUGUGAUCGAGGGCAUUGCCCGGCUCUGUGAUAAGCAACAAGUCAACAAGUUUGGUGCAACAUUCAUCCCAUUGUUCUACUACUCCAACUUCCUCUUGAGUUUCCUUGGCAAUGGGCUUGUCCUCUUCAUCAUCUACAAGUACGAGCAGCUCAGUACAGUGACAAACAUCUUCCUCCUGAAUUUGGUCAUCUCCAACCUUCUCUUUGCCUCCAGUCUCCCCUUCUGGGCAACGUACCAUCUGUCUGAUUGGAUUUUUGGCAUGGCUCUGUGUAAGCUGGUCAGCAGUGCCUACUUUAUCGGCUUCUACAGCUCCAUCCUCUUCCUCACGCUCAUGACAUUUGACCGAUACCUCGCUGUGGUGCACGCAGUGGCAGCAGCUAAAAGUAGGAAGAAGGCGUAUGCCGUCGCUGCGUCAGUGGCAGUUUGGUGCAUCAGCAUUCUAGCAAGUGUGAAAGAGCUCGUUCUCCAAAAUGUGCGUCAGAGCCCGUUAAAUGGACUCGUAUGUGAGGAGUCAGGAUACACUGACAGCACUAUGGAACACUGGCGUCUGGUCACCUAUUACCAACAAUUCCUGGUCUUCUUCCUCCUCCCGCUGUUCAUGGUGAUGUACUGCUACAUCAGCAUCACUGUCCGCAUCAUGUCCACCCGCAUGAAGGAGAAGUGCCGCGCCAUCAAGCUCAUAUUUAUCAUCAUCUUCACCUUCUUCGCCUGCUGGACGCCCUACAACAUUGUCAUCCUCCUUCGAGCUAUUAAGAUCUCCAGUGAAGGGGAAGACUCGUGCUCUGAUGAAGAUAGCAUGGACUAUGCCCUGUAUGUGACCCGGAACAUAGCCUAUUUGUAUUGUUGCAUUAGUCCUGUGUUUUACACAUUUGUGGGCAAGAAGUUCCAGAGCCACUUCAGAAGGCUGUUGGCCAAGAGGAUCCCCUGUCUGAAGAGACACAUGAGCCUCAGCAGCCAGAGCACCAGAACCACGUCACAGAGGACAGCACACUCUGCCUAUGAGUACUAGAUGGACAGACACGCAUGCAUGCACGAACACACACACACACACACACACACACAUACUUACAUUAAUUUCCUGGACAAAUCCUAAUCCUACACUAACCAUAACCAAUACUGAUCCAAAAAUCAGCUUUUUCCCAAUAGGGGAUGCCGUUUUAUCCACAAUUGGACAAGCUGUACCCCAUUAAGUAGUCUUUAGUCUGUAAUGUGUUCCCAAAGGUAGGCUAAGGAACAUGCACACAUGCACACACACCAAAUUUCCUUCCUUUACUCUAUACUUCCUGCCAGACUCCUCUACAAUGUAGUAUUUCUUAAUCAGUUUGAAACAGUCAAGUAGUAGUUUGUCAGUUUCAAGACUGCUCAACUGCAGACUGCUUAACAUCUACUUUUCACAUUGACAUUUGACAUUGUCACAUUGCUUUUUUCAUGCUUGAAUUACGUAUGAUGCACUGUAUUUGUGUUACAUUUCUCAAGAAAGCAUUUUUAUUUUAAAAAGGUUUCAUGAUGAAGGCGUAUAUGUCUUUUAACACACAUGUCUUAUGAGACCCGUACUACUGUUUACUUUUACUUAUGACAUGUUUAUUUCUAUUCAUGCUUUGUUUUAAUGACUAUGAUGUUAUUAAUGUAAAUGGAUGGGCAUUGUACAUGUAAUGAAGGUGCUAUAAAAAAUAAAAUUGCCAUUGCCAUUACUGUUGUUAAAUAAAAUCCAAGAAAUAAAAUGUAACAAAAGAAA